Molecule: messenger RNA, 1725 nt
Organism: Notolabrus celidotus (New Zealand spotty)
Lineage: Eukaryota; Metazoa; Chordata; Actinopteri; Labriformes; Labridae
Gene: pltp
Product: phospholipid transfer protein
Exons: 15
Coding region: 145-1584 (479 amino acids)
Biological process (GO): phospholipid transport; ceramide transport; high-density lipoprotein particle remodeling
Molecular function (GO): phosphatidylglycerol binding; phosphatidylcholine binding; diacylglycerol binding
Source: RefSeq, a predicted model, not a curated record
AGAGAGACAAAGUCAGAGUGAGCCGAGACAGAAGAGAGAGGACAUCAGCUGCAGAAUUUACAGAACCAAGAGAACCUGCAGAACCUACAGGACCGAGCUCCUUCUCCAGAAGACAGCUGAUCUGUUGACGUGUUCUGUCUCAAGAUGACUUCCUGUCUGCUGUCCCUCCUCUUCCUCUUCCUGUUCCUCUCCCCUAUGAUGUCAAGAGCCAACGCUCAACCAGCCGGAUGCAAAAUUCGAAUCACUGACAGAGGACUUGAAAUGUUGAAGUUUGAGACUCAGAAGUUUGUUGCAGAAGAGCUCAGUAACAUCAGCAUGCCAGAAAUGAAGGGCAAAGAUGGACGCUUCCAAUACACCAUCACUGAUGUGAAGAUUAUUGAGCUGAACCUGACUCAUGCUGAUCUGCAGAUUGUCCCUGAUGUUGGUCUGAUGUUUGGAGUCCAUGACUCAUCAAUCUCGCUAACUUUCAACAGACGGAUUCUCUACUGGUUUUUUUACGACACAGGAAACAUCAACGCGUCAGCUGAAGGAGUGAACAUCAACACGGUCCUGAAUCUGAUCAGAGACGAUGAGGGUAGACUGAAGAUCAAUAACAUCACCUGUGACGCCAACAUCGCCAAAAUGAGGGCCAAGUUUACCGGAACGCUCGGGAAAGUUUAUGAUUUCCUGGCCACUGUUUUGACAACAGGCAUGCGCUUCCUCCUCAAUCAGCAGAUCUGCCCCGCUCUGAAAAAUGCCGCCCUGGUUCAAGUUAACCAGAUGUUGCAGACGAUCCCUGUAAGGACAGAGGUUGAUGAGUACAUCGGGAUUGAUUACGCUCUGAUUGAGGAUCCGGUUUUGACGUCCGGGAGUCUUGACAUGUACUUCAAGGGGAUGUUUUUUGACCUGUUGCAACCGAACGAUACAUUGGUGAACAAUGCUGUGGAUCCGGUCAUCAAGGAGCACGACCGGAUGGUUUAUUUGGCUCUGUCUGAGUACUUCUUUGACAGCGGGAUGUUUGCCUACUACAAAGCAGGGGUCUUCCAGAUGAACAUUGUUAAUGAGAAGAUGCCCAAAGACAUGGAGGUGCUGUUGAGGACCACCUACUUUGGAGCUUUGAUGAUGAUGAACCCGGCCAUGCUCGAGGCUCCGCUCUCUCUGGAGUUCGCCGUCAACUCAAGUCCUAAAACCACCAUCAAAACAUCCGGGGCAACUGUCGUCAUGACAGCUAUCGUCAAGGUGAUGGUGCUGCCUCCAGGUCAGCCUCAGGUCCAGCUCAGCAGCAUGACCAUGGAAGCAAAGUUUAACGCUAAAGUUUCCAUGAAGGGGAAACGACUGGCUGUUCAUGCUGACCUCCGCAGGUUUAAAAUCUUCUCCAAUCAGUCAGCGCUGGAAUCUCUGGCAUUGAUUCCUCUGCAAGCUCCUCUGAAGGCGAUAAUGCAGAUGUCCGUGGUUCCAUUAAUCAACAACUACACUAAGAAAGGGGUUCAGAUUCCUCUGGCUGAUGGGAUGGAUUUCAUCGAGGAGGUGGUUGAAUAUCACGAUGGUUUCAUUGUGAUCGGUGCAAAUCUUCAAUUCACCAAAGGACUGAGAGAACUGAUCUAAAGAUGUAUAUAUGUAGAAUAUUAACAGUAUAUAUACAGUGUAAGUCUAAACAUGAAUAUAAAUACUGUAUAUGACUCCAUGUUGUAAAUAAAGUCAGGUGACUAAAAUAAAGGAAUAAACUAACACCGAGUGUUGAUGUAA